Molecule: messenger RNA, 4258 nt
Organism: Haliotis rufescens (red abalone)
Lineage: Eukaryota; Metazoa; Mollusca; Gastropoda; Lepetellida; Haliotidae
Product: xaa-Pro aminopeptidase 1-like
Exons: 23
Coding region: 146-2005 (619 amino acids)
Molecular function (GO): metalloaminopeptidase activity
Source: RefSeq, a predicted model, not a curated record
GCUCUGUAGCGCUGCAUUUGUUGACCCACGUGCUCUCAGCGAAGCCUAAGAACAAUGUAUGGAGGAUUGGAAAUUCCUGUCUCACCGGUGAAAACUACUUCCGGCUUUGCAAGGCGUCAGGGACUGAACUGUAUCGUCCUUCAUCAUGACUGUUAAAACUACAACAGCAAUUUUGUCAAAGCUUCGAGCUUUGAUGAAGAACAUAAGUUAUGUGAAUGAACCCAUUCAUGCAUACAUUAUACCUACUGGUGAUGCUCAUCAGAGUGAGUAUGUUGCUGACUGUGACACAAGGCGGGCCUAUAUUUCUGGUUUUACAGGAUCUGCAGGCACUGCGAUAGUAACCGAGUCAAAGGCAGCUCUGUGGACUGAUGGCCGGUAUUUCCUCCAGGCCGAGAAACAGCUGGACAGUAACUGGACACUCAUGAAAACAGGUUUGAAGGACACACCCACUCAAGCAGAAUGGUUAGUUAAGGAGCUGCCGACUGAAGGGAGAGUUGGUGUCGACCCCUUUCUGUUUUCUGUAGAGCAGUGGAAGCCAUUGGCAAAAGAGUUGAAGUCUAAUGGUCACAGCCUGGUGCAGGUGUCACAGAACUUGGUGGACAUGGUGUGGGAAGAUAGACCCCCACCCCCCAACAACCCCCUCCUGGUGCUGGCGCAGGAAUAUACAGGUCAGACGUGGCAGGAGAAGGUGAAGCGGGUGAGGGAGAAGCUCCACAGCAAGCAGGCCACCGCCAUCGCAAUCACAGCCCUCGACGAGAUCGCAUGGCUGUUCAACCUCCGAGGAUCCGACAUCCAGUACAACCCAGUGUUCUUCUCCUACUCAGUCAUAACCUUCGAUGGAGUGUAUUUAUUUAUUGACGAGAGCAAGGUGGACAAAGCAGUCACUCAGCACCUGGAGCUGAAGGGGGCGGUCAACUCAGAUGGGAGUCUCAGCGUCGAGAUACACCCGUAUGAAGAUAUGAAGAGUUUUGUUGCCUGUCUGGCUGAGACUUGUGAUGGAAAAAUAUGGAUCAGUGAAAAGUCAAGUUAUGCCUUGGUCAGUCUUAUUCCUAAGCUGAACCGCCUUACGUCCCCCUCACCGGUCGCUGCCUUCAAAGCUGUCAAGAAUGACGUGGAGAUACAGGGCAUGAGGAGGGCACAUAUCAAGGAUGCUGUAGCAGUCUGUGAAUUCUUCCACUGGCUUGAGAAAGAUGUCUCCCACGGUACAGUCACAGAGGUUUCAGCGGCCGAUAAGUUGGAGGGAUUCAGAAGGCAGCAGGAGGACUUCGUCAGUCUCAGUUUUGAUACAAUAUCCAGUAUAGGAGCCGAUGCAGCUAUCAUACACUACAAACCUUCAGCAGAGAGUAACAAGCCGAUCACCUCUGACCAAAUAUACCUGUGUGACUCCGGGGCACAAUACAGAGACGGAACCACAGAUAUUACAAGAACAGUUCACUUUGGAAGUCCCACUAAAUAUGAACAGGAGUGUUUCACAAGAGUUUUAAAGGGACAUAUCAAUCUAUCGAGGACAGUGUUUCCCAAUGAUGUGAAAGGACACAAUCUGGACACGCUGGCGCGGUUGUCGCUGUGGGAAGCUGGGCUCGACUACCUGCACGGCACGGGACACGGCGUUGGGGCUUUCCUUAAUGUGCAUGAGGGUCCGUGUGGUAUCAGCCCCAGAGUCUCCCUGUCAGAAAUCCCCCUUGAAGAAGGCAUGAUCCUGUCUGAUGAACCUGGCUACUAUGAAGAUGGUAAAUUCGGAGUGAGAAUCGAGAGCCUGGUGCUUGUGGUGAAGGCAGACACUCAGUACAAUUUCCGGAAGAAAGGUUACCUGACCUUUGAGCCCAUUACACUAGUCCCAAUCCAGACCAAGUUGAUUGACCCGUCACUGCUGACAGAACAAGAGAUCGACUGGUUAAACGAGUACCACACGCGGUGCCGAGAGGUGAUUGGAGCCGAGCUGAAGAAACAAGGGAAGCUGAAAGUUCUCGACUGGCUGAUCCGGGAAACGGAACAGCUGGGCUAGACUUGACCUUCACCUUUAUAAUAACCUGGUUGUAGAUUUGAAGAAAGAAUCACGAACAGCUCGGUCUUGUUGAUGGAGUUACAUAACUAGAUUUCAUGUGUUAACGCCAUGAAACCACACAGACAAGAAAAUGAAUUUGAAUGAAAUUCCAUAUUUUCAUCCAGCAAGCUUAUGAAUUGAAAUCCUUGAUGGACAUAUUCUUUGCUAUCUAAAGUUUUGUCACAUUAGUAUCCAGACCAUGUAAAUGUCAAUUUGUUAUGAUUUCAUGCAUAUGUUUUCUUGUAUACAAAAAUUUCUAAUCAUUUUCUGUACAAUGUUUCACAUGCAACAUUGACUGUCGCAUGAAUUUUAUGAAAAUGGAGUUUUUGUUUUGUAACAAAAUGUAGAUCUAUCUCCAUGGAGACUGAAUAGUGAUGUAGUCUGCAUUUUGUUUUCAUACAAAUAAAAACAAUUAAAAUUGAGGAUAAUGCACAAUAUUCACUCACUUAACCCUCAAACCGAUGAUCAUGUUGAUCUUGUUAGUGAUUACAUUUAUACAACUUUUGAUUUUUUUAAUGUUUUUUGAGGGUCCCAAGUAUAAAUAUGGCAUAUUUUUUAAGUCACCACAAAAAUGAAAUGAGUGAAAAUAUUAAUGAUGUAACAAACUAGCGUGUACACGAUGAAUUCACAUAAAUCAGAAAAUUAUGACAUUAUUUUACCUUCCUUACAAUCAAACACCAAUUGCCACUAUUGUCUCUGGGGACAGGGUUGGUCUAGUCAUCUGAGGCGCCGCAAUUGGCUGUCCUGAGUUGCAUCCCAUGGGCAAGAAACCUACGAUUUCUGUGAUUCCAGUCGACCCACCGUUUCAGUUUCAGCAGAAAUUUCAAUCAAAUCGCUGACAGCCUGCUAAGAAAAAAUCAUCCCAAGAAAAGUUGCACCAUUAAAUAUAAUAUAAUUUUACCUACCAACAUAUAUCCGGUAUCUGUCUGUCUGUCAUUUUUCUUCGGGGUCAUUUUAAGAUUGUGCACACGUAUCUGACGUAUUUACAGUUCAUACUUAUUUAAGACUAUAUUAUUGUUUUGCAUUUAUUGCAAUGUGAACGUAUAAACAGGUAAACCUGUGUUUUGUUUAUACUUCAUAUAUGCAAAAUAAUAUUGAAGUCAUUUCUGAUAAAUAAGUCAACAAGAAUAACUUCACAAACUGCUUACCGGUAUGUGAUUUUAACCAAAAAAACAUGGACAACGAUACGAAAUCAUUGACAUCGAUCUGCGCAAUAACAAACUCUAAAUCCACCGACACUAUUAUCAGCCAAUGAAGAAACAGAAGUCUGUUUGUGGACUUAUUAGCCUUAUUUUUUUUCAGGUUUCUGGAAAAACAAAUUUGACUGGUGAAUCAAAUACCAUGGUAUCACUUGCAAAUUAUUAACCAUAAACCUAAUUUAUUUUGAGGGAUGGACAUGUAUUUAACUUUGACCAUUACAAUUCUAGUCCCCAGACAGGACAUACACACCCUGAAUCCAUUUAUCUUUUAGAAUGAACUACAUAUAAAUCUUGUAAAGAUCAGGUCUUUAAUGAUAUCACUCUGUGUCCAGAUCAGAGGACAGCUCCAUAGGUCAGCAAAUCACAUGACCGCCAAAUCAAAAUGAACACUGCGCGCGUUCUUGAACCAAUCAGACGUCAUCUUACUGAAACAAUUCUGCUUCAUUUCUUCACGCCUUGAUUUCUUGAUCUCCGCCAAAAAAAAGCAUCACAGAACACAAAUAUACCCUCUAGUACAAAAGACAGGUUGUAGAAAAUGUCUGCAACAAUGUAAUAGCUAAACAAUUCCAUUUUUCUCAUUCGGAUUACAUCAAUUAUAUUCUUUUUCGAGAUACAGAAAAUAGAUAUAUGCUAUUCUGAAUGCUUCGCUCACUCAUACCGAGAUGCUAGAUGCCUCAACACUUACUUUAUACUUCUUGGUUGAAUAGAAAGACCACCUGAUACGACCUUCUGUGGAGGUGUCCUCAGAUCUUCAGUCAUGGAGACAUCGUAUCCGCAUAAGAAAUCUGAUUUUAAUGUCAUUGGCCAUGAUGAAACUGUCCCGUGUUAGUUUUCCUGUAUGUGAUCUGAUAUGUUUGAAGUUGACACAACAGAACUUCAGGUACAAAGCAAGACUUCUCAUUUCAUGAUCUGUCAAUCGCCAUUGAAAUGUACAAGUCCAACAUAAUAUUUUCUUGUACUUAACAUGCAAGCCAUGAAAGUCUGCAGAACAAUAAAUUUGUUUUGUGAAAUUGUA